This is a messenger RNA of Lucilia cuprina (Australian sheep blowfly), 1975 nucleotides long. Its product is annotated as zinc finger protein 700-like. Gene Ontology annotation, molecular function: zinc ion binding. Lineage: Eukaryota; Metazoa; Arthropoda; Insecta; Diptera; Calliphoridae. Gene Ontology annotation, cellular component: nucleus. The record is from RefSeq and is a predicted model, not a curated record. Bases 108 to 1892 code for a protein of 594 amino acids. The transcript is spliced from 5 exons.
CAUUCAUUUAAAGUGUUUUUUUAUAAUAUUUCUUAUUUUAUUAAUAAACAUUAAAAUAUAUUUAAAUUUUAAGUAAAUUAUAUAAUUGUAUUAAGUUUAACAUAAAAAUGGAAAUAAAUAUAACGUGGAAUAUAUGUCGCGUAUGUUUGGUGGAAGAACCGAAAAAACAAGGUCUAGCGACAGAUGAGGGAUCUAUAAUGCGUCAUCUGUUCAAUGAGGAUAAAAUGUUGGCUAAACAAAUCUAUGAAUGUUCCGGCAUUAUGAUGAAACCCAAUGAUAGUUUACCCGAGAAAAUAUGUAAAAAAUGCUUUGCAAUGGUUAAACAAGCAAUGAAUUUUCGGAAAAACUGUCGAUCCUCUGAUGCGUUUUUACAAUCUGUUUUGCAACGCACCAAAUCGACUAGUAUAUUGUUUAAACCGGAAAGGCCUCAAUUAGAAGACUUUGAAGAGGAUGUAGAGGAAACCAUAGAGGAAGAUAAAAAUGAAAGCAUUAACACUGUAGAAGCUUCUACCACCGUUAAAAAAGCAGAACAAAAACGUUCGACCACACCUUUAGAACAUACGCCUAAAAAAUUAAGAAAGGAUUCCCUCACCAAUGAAAUAAAUAGUAAUACCGAUGAUCUAAUAGCUCAUGAAAUUGAAGAAGAGGAAAUGACGGAGCAGGACUUACAUAAUAUAGUAGAAAUGGAAGAAAUAUUACAACCAAAUGUAAUUGAAGAAAAUCACAAGCAUAAAGUAGGGGAAAAAGGGGACAAUACAAAUAUUGAUAAACAAACAGUAAAUAAGCUUAAAGUUAAAGGAUCAAAAGAUGAUUCUUCCCAAAAGCAACUACAAGAUUUUCAAAUUGAUGAAGUUAAUGCCGAAAAGGAAUUAAAUCAAAUGGAAGAGGAAAACUCAGCAGAAAUCAACAAUCAAGAAUUUUUCUUACUUAAACACAUUAAAGAUGAAAACGAAACUAAUCUCCACGAUGCUAAUAAUGAUGAUGAUGUGGAAGAAGAAGAGCAGCAGGAAGAACAUAUAGAAACCGAUGAACAAGAAGAUCAAGAAAAUGUACAAUUUCUACCCCUAGAAGAUGAACCAGAAGAAGUUGAAGAACAACUUAUGUUAAAUUCUGAUUCCGAUAUGGAAGAUAAUCAAGCACAAGUAAGUUCAACUGUUAUCACCAAACAAGAGGAGGAAGAAGAAGAGGCAGAAGCUGGUUUUAUCGAAUUAGAACAAGAAACCAAUUCAAAUUUAUCCAAUGCCAGUCAUAAUUUAUCCACUGAAUAUAUAGUAGAUGAAUAUUUAAUUGAUGAUUCCAAUAAUAGUAAUAUAUCAUCACAAAAUUCGGGUGUGGUAGUGGUUAAUUCAAAAAUAUCUAAAUUUGUAACAACCACAAGUAAAAAACGACAAACCGAUCCUGAUAAGACAAAUCAUAAAGAUGUCACACAACAACAGCCGCAAGUAUUUGUUUGUGAUUUAUGUGGCAAUACUUUUACCAGUCGUCAGCUAAUAAAUGCACACAUGAAAGUACAUCGUCAGGAAAAGAAUCAUCAAUGCGAAUUGUGUUUUAAACGUUUUAUUACUGCCUGCAAUUUGCAGGCUCACAUGCGCAUUCAUACGGGAGAAAAACCAUUUGAAUGUCAAUAUUGUGGUCGACGUUUUAGUGAUCGCAGUUCUAAUCUAAGACAUGAAAGAACCCAUACAAAUGAAAAACCUUUUCAAUGUAAUGAAUGCGGCAAAUCAUUUUCUUUAGCCACUACUUUAAAAAAGCAUCAAAAAGUUCAUACGGGAGAACGUUCCUAUAGAUGUGAACCUUGUGCAAAAUCUUUUAAACUACCACAUCAAUUAAAGGCCCAUAAAAAUACUACUUUACACAAAGCUGUAGAGCAAUUAGGUCUAUUAUCUAAUUAAGCAUAUUAAGUUAUAUAAUUUGUUUACAAAUUUAUAUUAAUUAUAAAGAAAUUAAUUAUUAAAUUUGAAAUUAUCGAUCGAAA